Molecule: messenger RNA, 1806 nt
Organism: Rotaria sordida
Lineage: Eukaryota; Metazoa; Rotifera; Eurotatoria; Philodinida; Philodinidae
Source: the annotation of a GenBank genome assembly
AUGUUACAAUCGAAAUUUGAAAAACUACCCGAUGAAAUUAUUCUUGAGAUUUGUCAUUAUUUAAAAUCAUUUGAUAUUAUCAAUAGUUUUUGUCAACUUAAUUGGCGUCUUAAUCGAACUAUUAGUCGAUUCCGAUUUAAUUCAGAUAUUCAUCAUUUAACCUUGCAUCAAUAUGAACGAUGGUAUUCAUAUUUAUUACCUUAUACAGCAAAAUAUAUUAGAAAUUUAGUUUUAAGUAAUUGGAAUUCACCAGGUCAAAUUCGUCUUUUUAAUCAAUCGAUUAAAAAUUAUAAUUCUCUUUAUCAAUUAUUACCUAAUAUAAAACAACUUCGAUUGAUUGAUUUUAGUAAUGAUGAUAUUCAUAUUUUACCAAAAUUAGCUAUGAUUGAUAAAAUACUAAUUGAUAUUGAUGCAUUGAAACCUCUUCUAUAUUCAACAAAAUGUCUUCUUGAUCAUUAUCUUUUUUGUUCAUCAUUUACAUUUAAAGAAAUACGUCUUUGGGUUGGUGAAGGUGGUAUUAGAUUACAGCAUAAUGCAAAACUUGUAGUAAAUCCAUAUCUUGAACGAUUGACAAUCGUUGUAGCACAAAUAGAUGAUCUUAUUUUACUCUUUGAACGUGCACCUAAUCUUAUUAAAUUAUAUGUUGCAAUCAGUACAUUUUCAUCGAACACAUCUAGACAAUAUGUUAUGAGUGAAGUAAUGCCAAAAAAAUUAACAGAUUUUCAUAUUCAAACAAAUGAUCGACAAGCUCUUACAUUUGAUGCUUUAUUUGUAAUUAUGAUUCAUAUACCCACUAUUAAAUUACUUUCAGUUGAUAUCGAAACAAAUGAUAGAGAUUAUGCUGAUGGUCUUUGUUGGACAUUUUUAAUAUCUCGUUUACCUAAUUUAAAACGUUUAUAUUUCAAAACUCGUAUUUGGAUGGGAACAGGAACAACAUCUAUUGAUGUUAAUCCAUUUAUUGAAUCAUUUGCACGAGCAAAAUUACCAAUUAUUUGUUAUGCUGAUAAGAGAGUACUUUAUAUUGAUACAGUUCCAUAUGAUAUGCAUGAAUUUAAUACAAAUAUGUGUGUAACAACAUCACCGAUAGUUAAAUAUGCUAAAACAACAGAUAUUAAAUUAUAUCAACGACCAGCUUAUGGUGUUCAAUCACUUUUAUUAUCUACACGACAUGAAAAAACGUCCAUAGACGAUUGGUUAUACGUUCUUAGUCGUUUUCCAUGUAUUCAAGCUCUUGAUCUUACUGCUAUUAAUAUAAUCGAUCAAACAAAUAUAAAUCGACCAUUAUGUUUACCACGUCUUAUCGCGUUACGAUAUGUUCGAUCAACAAAAUGCAAAAUAAAUAUACCUUUUUUUCUAUUACUUGUAAUGAAUAGUUCAAUAACUCCUUGUCUUCGUGCUUUAACUGUCAUGUAUGGUGAUCUUGUUUAUCUAUGUAAACGUUUACCUGGUUUUAUUUUUGAUCGAUUAAAAGAACUUUGGUUAUUCGGUAGUGAUACAGAUGGUCGUGUGAUUAUAGAAGAUAUUUAUUUAUUACUUAAUACAUUUCCAAAUUUACAUCAUUUUUCAUUAUUAAUACAAUCAAGUAGAUCUAUUAAUAGAAAUCUUGAACAAAUUAUUGAAAUGAUUGUAUCUUCGUUACCAAAUUUAAUAAGUUUUCGUCUGAUUUGUAGAAAAAGUUCAUUUAAACUACAUUCAUUAAUUGAUAAUAAUACACGAAAUGAUUGGAUUAAACGAAUAUUUGGUUUAAAUGAUAAUGAACAAAUUCAUAUAAUGAUCAAUAAAAAAGAAAUAUCAAUUUGGAAAUGA